GCACGUGCGUUUGUUAUGGUGCCCGUGUCCCCACCCCCGCCGGGAAGCUCAGUUUCCUGGUCUUUGAACAGACCAGGCGGGAUCCGAAGGAACCCCGCCGCUGCAAGGCGUCCCACCCUUCCUGGCAGACAGUGCGGUGGAGAAAGCAGGGUUCCUGGUGGCCGAGCGCACGUGGGGUUAGGCAAGAACAUUCCAACCUCCAGCGUCUCACGUACUCGGUGCUCUCCAAUGCGGCCGACAGGAAGGAAGGAGUGCGGGCGAAGCCCCGCGCACAGUGAGACUUCCACCCCAAGGUAUCUGCAGGCCCGUGGGCCACCGGCCUCAGGUGGUGGCCUUAGGAUAGUUGAAGAAACUGAAGUCACCUCAGAAAUGGAAGGGCUGGAAUUCGAACCCUCUUCGACAUUCAUUGAAAGCCUUCAUCAUUUUCUUCUGUGUCGCUUUUGUGUCAAGAACCAGAAACAGAGAAGUUUUUGUAGAACGUUGUGGAGUCCUAACUCCAUAGUUGUCUUUACCAGCACUCUAACCAAAUAUGGGGGAAGCAAAGAACACUCUUAUUGUGGAUUCUUGACUUGCAGACUUGAAAUGAACACAGAUGACAUGAUAAGUCCAAGAAGUUCCUGGGACUCUGAGGCAGAAGAGCAGGCUGGUAGGAGUACUCCCAGCAAGCUUCCAGGAUGGGAGCAGCUGUGGGCUACCCCAUUUAGGGGCUGCUCCCUCAAGCUUGCUGUCUGGUCAGUUGGGGCUUUUUGACCUCUACGUGAGAGGCAGGAGGCUGAACCAUUCACUGGGGGACAGUUCUGCCCUCCCUAGCCUAUUUAUGAGGCUUCCAUACCUAUUGUCUCUGGGGCUCCUACCUUGACAAGUAUUUUUUCCCCUUAAGAAGUACAGAUACCUACUUCCCUCUGGACACUAUCUCAGCCCCUCACAAUCUCAGUCUUUGUUCAUAAAUAAUAUUUUUGGUAAUGCGUUUCUCCAUCACCAUUUUAGGCACUGUACUGGCUAACACAAAUAAUGCCCUACUCUAUAAUGUAAAUGUACAACAACCUACUCAAAACAAUA
Messenger RNA from Myotis brandtii (Brandt's bat), 1059 nucleotides. RefSeq lists its product as uncharacterized. The transcript is spliced from 3 exons. The coding region runs from base 16 to 750 and encodes 244 amino acids. The record is from RefSeq and is a predicted model, not a curated record. NCBI's taxonomy places the organism in Eukaryota, Metazoa, Chordata, Mammalia, Chiroptera, Vespertilionidae.